Molecule: messenger RNA, 1783 nt
Organism: Tripterygium wilfordii
Lineage: Eukaryota; Viridiplantae; Streptophyta; Magnoliopsida; Celastrales; Celastraceae
Product: protein STRICTOSIDINE SYNTHASE-LIKE 11-like
Exons: 8
Coding region: 570-1616 (348 amino acids)
Biological process (GO): biosynthetic process
Molecular function (GO): strictosidine synthase activity
Source: RefSeq, a predicted model, not a curated record
GAAAACUGAAAGAAAAAGAGAAGGCAAGAAGGAAAUUGAUAAGGAAAGAAGAAUCUGGACGUGAAACAGGGAGAGUGGAGUGCCGACUUCUUUGAUCCCAGGUGUUGAAGGUUGGUUUGUUCUGGGAGGAUUUGUGAGUUGGUGAUUACAAGGUGAAGCUCCAUUACAUGAUACAAAGUCUGGUUGGGAGUUAGGAAGAGAUGGUCUGCACUGUUCUUGUACAUGAUACAUGGAAGCUUUGAUGGGCAAAGCUGAAAGGUGAAUUCAAGAGUGCACUUGGCUCGGGAAAAAUUGGAGCUUUUGGAAGUCUAAGAAAUCCCAACAAGAACCAUAUUUUCAAGGUGAUUAGUUGUUCGUUGAGUUCCACGAUUGCUUGGAGGACGUGAGAGUUAUAGCGCGAUAGCUGCAAACCGGAUAGUGUUGAUCCGGCAGAUCCCGGAUCGUCCUCGGCUGUGUAGAGUUCCAUUCACUAUUUGGAGGUCCCGUCACUUGUUGGGGUACUGCCCACAAGGCCACAACCUGCUGCAUUUCCUGGUUAACCGAAACAAGUAAAAAGUUGAUUCUUGUGCAUGCCUGUUGCCAUUGAUGCCUUUAAAUAUAUACUUAAGCUGACACUUCAAUGCAAUAGCACUUGCAAGAGGAGAGCAGUCAUGAUUUCUCUCUUUAUGAUUUUGUUCUCUUUUCCCUCGAUUAUUCUUUGCAAUGUUAUUCCUUCAUACGGCAAACUCCCAUUGUCUCCAAAUGCUAUGGGUCCUGAGGCCCUUGCCUUCAAUUCUAAGGGUGGAGGACCCUAUACAGGAAUGGAGGAUGGUCGAAUCCUCCAAUAUCUGGGACCUUGUGUUGGUUUUCACGACUUCGCAUUCACUUCACCGAACAGGUCUAAACGGGUGUGCGACGGCAACACAAAUUCAAGUUUAGGGUCUGUAUGUGGCAGAACAUUUGGUUUGGGCUUCUACUUCCGGACAGGGGAUCUAUAUAUUGCUGAUAUUUAUCUCGGGCUCUUGGUUGUGGGUCAGAAUGGAAGGCUUGCAACCCAACUUGCCAAUAGCGCGGACGGCGUUCCCUUUCGAUUCACUAAUGCAUUGGAUGUUGAUCAACGAACCGGAAUCGUUUAUUUCACAGAUUCUAGCUCUGUGUAUCCCCGAAGUGCUGUUGAGGAAGCAGUUGCAAGAGGCGACGCGACAGGGAGGCUACUGAAAUUUGACACUAGAACUGGACAGGUUACCGUGUUACUGGGGGGGCUUAAAUCAUCAGGUGGUGCUGCAGUCAACAAAGAUGGAUCAUUUGUACUGGUGACAGAAUACGGUGCCAAUAGAGUACAGAAAUAUUGGCUGAAAGGUCCAAAAGCUAAUACAUCAGAAAUUCUGGUCUCUCUUCCUGGAAGACCUGGUAACAUUAAGAGGACUCCAUUGGGAGACUUUUGGGUGGCAGUAAACGUAAACACAACGACUAUCAGACCCACAGGAAUGAAAAUCAAUGGUCUUGGCCAGAUUUUGCAGACAGUUGCUCUUGAUGCAUUGUACAAUAAUAAAUCAGUGUCUGAAAUCCAGGAGUUCCGGGGAAAACUAUACAUCGGGUCGAAUGUUGCAAGUUUUGUCGGUGUUGUCAAGAUAUAAUAGAAUUAAGCUCGAGCAAAUAUCACAGAAUGAAUGUAUUAAAUAAGAGAGUACUUUUUCUAUCGUGUUAAGUUAGCAUUAAAUAAGCUUUGGCGAGCAUAAUGAAAGAUUCUGGUUUGCAGUUUCAAAUUUAGUACAUAACUUGUUAAAUUUAUUGUUAUGAUGCC